GAACGGAGCAUCAACUCUUUGCCCGCUCACACCUCCCGCACAACCACCCCGCCCUUGGGGGUUCGGAUCCAGCACUGCCAAGUACGUCCACCGUCUCCCAUCCAGCACGGCCAGCAAGACCCACGCACAAGACGGGGGGCUGGCGGGCGCAUCCCAUUCAUCUAUCCAUCCAUUCAUCUAUCCAUCCAACCCCCUUGCUUGCCUCGUACCCACCCGUCAUCAUCACCACCACCAUGGUGCGCUCCGUAACGUUCGAGAUCAGAUGGCACGACACGCAGCCCAUCUACUCGUGUUCCUUCCAGCCCCUCUCACCGCUUCACCUCCGGCGCGUCCUCGACCACAACGCAGGCCAGGCCGCCGGCCACAGUGCAGAGCGUCUCCUCGCUGCCGCUUCUGCAAAUGAAGCGAGCACGAGCACUGCGUUGUCCGGAGGCCAUAGCGGCAAUGCUAGUGCUGGGGCGGUGGCCGAUGCAAUGGGGAAAGAAGCAGCUGCUGCUGUGCUCCCCAUGCUUGCCGGAGGGCAGUGCUGGCGGGUUGCCACGGCCGGCGGGGACAAUAAUGCAAGGAUCUGGAUUGUGCACCCGAACAUCCCAUCACCCUCUGCCCUCAAAGCAAGCGAGGCCGCAUCCUCCACCAGCAGCAGCAAUGACAGGACAGUAGCAGCAGUACAGCCACUCUCACCGCACCCGCCGCGCGUCGAAUAUAUGGCGACGCUGUCAAGGCACACGAACGUCGUCAAUGUCGUCCGCUUCGAUCCAAAAGGAGAAGUCCUGGUCACUGCUGGCGAUGACGGCUUUGUCAUGUUCUGGGUCCUUUCCAACCAGCGGCAGAGCGCCUUCGCCGCCGCUGCCGACCAGGGCGAUGACGCGCAUAUGGACAAGGAGCACUGGCGCAUGCGGUUCACAUCACGCCCGACCACGUCGGAGAUCUAUGAUUGCGCGUGGAGCCCGUCCGGAGAAUCGCUCGUCGUCGGCGGGACCGACUUUGUCGCGCGGAUCCUUAACGGGCAGGAUGGCAGCGUCCUCCGCGAGAUCUCAGAGCACAGCCACCACAUUCAAGGUGUGUCGUGGGACCCUUUGAAUGAGUACAUCGCGACACAGAGCGCCGACCGGACCGUACACGUGUACAGCCUCCUCCGGAACAACGGCGGCGCGAUCGCAGGAAACGAACCCACCGCCACCACCAGCGGCAUCACGGGCACGCAGAUUGUAAGCCGCAACAGCCGCAUGGACCUCCAUCGCCGUUCGGGCAGCGGGCAGUUCGUCUGGGACCGAAGCGCCAAGCUGCCGCUGCAGCGGCGCGGGAGUAGCCAUGCGAGCGCGUCGGAGCGGGACGAGAAAAAGGAGCCACCGCUGCAGCAGCAACAGCAACCGACUGCAGCUGGUGGGCAUGCGGCAGGCAGGAGGGCCGACAGCGCGAGAAGUGCAACGCCAAGCGAAUUGGUGAUUCCAUUUGGCUGCUCCUCUUCAUCGUCGUCGUCGUCCGGGGCAAACACAACGACAGCGGUGCCCAUGAGUCCCUUUUCUUCCUCCAUCAGCAUCCCAGCGGGUGCUGCAACGCCACAUCACCAGCACCACCCGCAUCAUCAUCAGCAGCAGCAGCAUCAGACGAUGCAGCCACCUCAGCAGACGCCCAGUCGGCGAUCGAGCUUCAGCGGAAGCGUCAUCGAACCCGGGUCCCCGCAGACAAGCAUCACGUCGCUCGCACCGAGCGUUUCGCAGAGUGGCGGUGGUGGCGGUGCAGGUUCUCUCUUUCCUUCAAGGCAGGUGCCGAGUUCGGGCAAAUCGGGCGCGGUGAGGGGAGGGGCGGAGAAUGCGCACUCUUCCGCAUUUGCCUCCGGUCCAUCGGCCGUAACCGUGGCGGGGACGCCGGCGGCGACAACAACGCCGACACUCCCCUCCGUGCCGAUGUCAGCGAUACCGACCGGCAGCAUCUCAGCGAGCCCCGCCUCCCACGGACGCUCGCCGUCUCCUUUCCCGCCGUUGCCCGCGAUCCGGGCGCCGCCAUCGCCGCGCGAGCGGAUGCAAGCGACGCUGUAUGGCGGCGCGGGUCAGCUCGCCAAGGCGGCCAACCUGCGCUUGUACGGCGAUGAGAACUUCAGCGGCUUCUUUCGCCGCCUCGCCUUCUCCCCUGAUGGCGCCCUGCUCGUCACACCCAGCGGCCUGUUCGACGCGCCACCGCAGCCGGCCAGCCUCGCCUACUCUCUCGCAGCGGCUGGCAACACCACCGCAGCCGGCAUCAACAGCAGCAGCAGCAUCAACCCAAAUGAUUUGGGCACCAGCGGCUCGCUGCCUAGCUCUUCGUCGCGUCCGCCGAACGCAGCUGGUUCAUCAACAGCGACAGCCAGUACGUGCGCAGCAGCAGCUGCGGCGAAUGCGCCAGCGACCUCUUCCAAGAGCACAGUGUACAUGUACGCACGAGGCGCGCUGCAUCGCAGCAAUGCGCCCAUCGCGCAUCUGCCCGGCCACAAGGCUGCCACACUCGUUGUGCGCUUCUCGCCUAUUCUCUAUGAGCUGCGACCGACUACCGUAGCCGCAUCGACCGACCGGUGCCGCGGCUCUUUCUCUGGCUCCCGUCCUACUCCUGCCUCGUCGCCUGGCGCUGUCUCGGCACCAGUUGGGAUGGGCAGAGCGCCGCAUCCGACGAUCCCGCUCGAAGCAGGCAAGCAAGAAGUCGUGCAGCUGCAGCAGCUGCAACAUGCAUCGACAAGCGGAAAUGGCGCCAUGUGUGCUUCGCAAGCUGCGGAGGAUGAUGCAGGGCCGCUCGGCAGCAGCAUCGGCAUGUUCAAUCUGCCGUACCGCAUGAUAUUCGCCGUGGCGACGCAGGACAGCGUCUGGAUCUACGACACGCAGCAAGGCGGGCCGAUCUGCUGUUUCAGCAACAUGCACUAUGCUUCGUUUACAGAUCUCAGCUGGUCGCCAGAUGGCCAAACGCUCAUCAUGUCAUCCACGGACGGCUACUGUUCCGUCGUCGUGUUCGACUAUGGCGAAUUGGGAUCACCAUAUCAGUAUAGCGCGCAGCCAUCCAUGCAAGCCACGCUCAACCCCACACUGAGCGCGACUGCGACUGCGGCCGUAGCAAGGCCAGCUACCGCCGCCGCUGCGUCUCCGCGCGUGAAGAUUUCCCCAUCCCUACCUGCUUCCGCUCAAGGUCUCGCGCCGGGCGACUCGGACACCGCACCAGCACCAGCAGCGCUGGGUUUGCAGCUAAGUAGCAGCACGGCGGCUCGCGAUGGCGCGGCGCCAUCGAGGGUUGAAGAAAGGGCUUCCAAAAAGCCAGCGAUAGAGGGCACCCCGGGAGAGGAGCCGAAACCCAAGAAGCGACGAAUCGCACCGACACUUAUUUCACAAUGAUCAGUAUCUACAUAACCCGAAACAACAGCAACUCUAGCUUGCUCUCGACGCAUGUCAUGCUUUCUCUCUUGCAAAGGAUGCAUUCGCUCCAGGUGCUAAAUGGUACAGGUACAAAGAUGACAUGGAAGAGAAUUGG
Molecule: messenger RNA, 3489 nt
Organism: Tilletiaria anomala UBC 951
Lineage: Eukaryota; Fungi; Basidiomycota; Exobasidiomycetes; Georgefischeriales; Tilletiariaceae
Exons: 5
Coding region: 234-3353 (1039 amino acids)
Biological process (GO): DNA replication-dependent chromatin assembly; nucleosome assembly
Cellular component (GO): CAF-1 complex; nucleus
Molecular function (GO): protein binding
Source: RefSeq, a predicted model, not a curated record